CACCCUGACGUGUUCUUGAUUCUCAGAGAUUAUUCUAAUGGCAAGCACCCGUACUGUAGCUCUAGCUAGUCGGAUUCCGGCAAUAAUUUGGCCAUGGCUCUCUUUUGUGGUUGCUGAUACUGCAUCGAUGCAUCACCAAUUCACCAGCAAGCAUACCUAUAUUUAUUAUAUAUGCGUUUCGGCGCCGGCCACUCGAUCUGUUCUUCUUUGCUCAAUUGUUCAGGCAGGCCACCACCAGGAGGCAAAAGAGUAUCUUGCUUGUGUGUUGUAGACUUGUAGUAUAGUAUAUGAUGGUCUCAAGCAAAUAUUUCGCAGCCACCAUUGCUGAUGUAUUAAAUUGUUGUUCCCUGGAAAGGACAAGAACAAGUCUUGUCUCUGAGAUUCAGAGUAUUUACAUCUUCAAUCGUCUCGCUAAAGUAUCUGAAUUCAUAUGCAGUUCAGGGUGUGUAAAGAUACUAGAGUGCCAUACCGGCUUAGCUUUCGAUCCAAGCCACCAACAUAAAAUUCAGCGAAAGGAACUUUGGAGCCUGCUGAAAGAAGAAUCGACUAAAAGUGCCAGGGUAAAGAUCCGCUGACUAGGAAAGAUGUUUCCUUACUUCGAUCCAGAGUACGAGAACUUCAACCAGCGCAUCAACCCUCCUCGGGUUUGCAUCGACAACGACACGAUGAGCGAAUGCACCGUAGUGAAGGUGGACAGCAUGAACAAGAAUGGCAUCCUGCUGGAGGUGGUGCAGGUGCUGAGCGAUCUGGACCUCACCAUCCUCAAAGCGUACAUCACCUCGGAUGGCGGAUGGUUCAUGGAUGUGUUUCAUGUGCUGAAUAAGCAAGGGCAGAAGGUGACUGAUGACAAGACCAUCAAGUACAUUGAGAAGGCACUGGGUCCUGGCAGCAACCUGCCGAGCGCGAAGAAGGGGGGCGGCUCGCCGGGGAGGUCGGUGGGGAUGCACUCGAUCGGCGACCACACGGCGAUCGAGCUCAAGGGGCCCGACAGGACGGGCCUGCUGUCAGAGAUCUUCGCGGUGCUGGCGGAACUCCAGUGCAACGUGUUGGCGGCAGAGGUGUGGACGCACAGGGCCAGGGUGGCCUGCGUGGUGUACGUCAACGACGUGGCCACGGGCAAGCCCAUCGACGUCGACACGCGCCGGAUGACAAGCAUCGAGCACCGCCUGAGGAACGUUCUGCGCGGGCACGGCGGCGAUGACGAAGACGGCACCGGAGCGCACACCGAGUUCGCUGUCGGGUCCACCCACGUGGACCGCCGGCUGCACCAGCUGAUGAACGCCGACAUGGAGCUGGUGGACGCCCAGGGCGAGGGCGAGGAGGUGGCCGACGAUGGCAUGUCGGUGACCGUGGGGUAUUGCAAGGAGAAGGACUACUCAGUGGUGAACGUGCGGUGCCGGGACCGGUCCAAGCUGCUGUUCGACAUCGUCUGCACGCUCACCGACAUGCAGUACGUCGUCUCCCAUGCCGCCGUCUCCUCCGACGGCUUAUACGGCGUGCAGGAGCUCUUCAUCCGUCGCAAGGACGGGCGCACGCUGCUGAAAGACGAAGAAGACAAGGUGGUCAAGUGCCUCCAAGCGGCAAUCUCCAGAAGAGUUUCCGAGGGGUUCACCCUUGAGGUGUGCGGGAGGGACAGGGUGGGGCUGCUGUCGGAGGUGACGAGGGUGCUCCGGGAGCACGGGCUGACGGUGACGAGGGCCGACGUCGCCACCGUCGGGGAGCAGGCCAUGAACGUCUUCUACGUGCGCGACGCCUCGGGGCAGACCGUCGACAUGAAGACCAUCGAGGGCCUCCGGGGCCAGAUCGGCCAGACCGUCAUGCUCAACGUCAAGAAGGUGCCCGCCCCCGCCGUCAAGCCGCCUGAGCCGGCCAGGGGCGGCGUGGCCAAGACCGGCUUCUUCUCCUUCGGCAGCCUCUUCGCCAGACUCCGGGCAUGAACUUGCACUAGUCCGUUUUGCAAUUGGGCAGCUCUUGGUGUAUAUAGUCAGUCAGUCAGUCAGUCAGUCAGUAGUGCAUAAGGAGCCCCUGGGUAGACAAAAAUAUACAUAUGCCAGACUGGUCGUUGGUUUCUCUUCCUGUUGCAGACUGCUAGCUUGUUCAGGUGGAUGGCAGUUUGGCUAUCUGCUCAUCUCAUUCAGAGCUGCAUCAUUUUGCAGACAACAUGCUGUCAUCUGUACAAGUUUAUGAUCCAUCGUUAUCUAUCUCAGUUAGCUCAACAUUUUGAUUUCUUCA
Molecule: messenger RNA, 2232 nt
Organism: Brachypodium distachyon (stiff brome)
Lineage: Eukaryota; Viridiplantae; Streptophyta; Magnoliopsida; Poales; Poaceae
Product: ACT domain-containing protein ACR3
Exons: 8
Coding region: 585-1937 (450 amino acids)
Source: RefSeq, a predicted model, not a curated record